Penicillium expansum is the source of this 1533-nucleotide messenger RNA. RefSeq names its product Major facilitator superfamily domain, general substrate transporter. NCBI's taxonomy places the organism in Eukaryota, Fungi, Ascomycota, Eurotiomycetes, Eurotiales, Aspergillaceae. Gene Ontology annotation, biological process: transmembrane transport. Bases 1 to 1533 code for a protein of 510 amino acids. Gene Ontology annotation, molecular function: transmembrane transporter activity. The record is from RefSeq and is a predicted model, not a curated record. The transcript has 4 exons.
AUGCCGGAAACUGAACCAACUAGAUCCUUGGGGCCAGUCAGCAAAGAAGCUGAGAACUAUGUCGUUGAAUCCGAGGAUGUGUUCGAUAGUUCCGUGUUUGACCCCGUUUUGGCUAGAAAGCUGUCCCUGAUCAACACUGCCAUCGACAAGAUUGGUAUGACUCCAUUUCAAUGGAAGCUUUUCUUCCUAAACGGCUUUGGCUACACCGUUGACUCACUCUUAGUGAUAUGUCAGAGUAUCGCAAUGCCCGCGGUUACCAUGCAAUACGGCAGCCCAGACAAAAGACUAAAGGGGAUUGCUCUGGCAUCCCAAAUCGGCCUUCUGGCAGGCGCAGCUAUUUGGGGUCUAUCAGCAGAUAUCAUUGGACGCCGACUUGCUUUCAACUCUUCCUUGUUGCUUGCGGCGGUAUUUACAAUCAUCGCGGGUGGGAUGCCUGGAUACAUUUCUUUCGCAACAAUGGUUUCCCUCUACUCCGCGGCCGUCGGCGGGAAUUAUAUCCUGGACUCGGUUACUCUGCUGGAAUUCCUACCGGCAAAUAAAUCUUGGCUAGUGACCUUCAUGUCGAUCUGGUGGGCAGUGGGAUACACCAUAACAGGAUUGCUUGCAUGGGCAUUCAUGAGCAACUACAGCUGUUCCUCAGCUGCAGCGUGUGCCUACCAAGACAAUAUGGGAUGGCGUUACUUGCAUUUCACCAUUGGGGGCGUCACGCUUUUGCUGAGCUUAUUGCGAGUCCUUUUAAUUCGCAUCGUGCAAACACCCCGAUGGCUUGUCUCUCAAAAUCGCGAUGAGGAGAUAAUCCUGUUCCUAACAAAUUUGUCAAUAAAAUAUGACCGACAAUUUGAUCUCACUUUGGAAGACCUCCGCAGCGAAGGCGACGUGAAGAACACAGAACAAUCAGUCUGGUCUACGGUCAGGAUCAAAGCCCACUUCAGCGGACUCUUUCGAACGAAGCAGUUGACUUGGUCGUUCCUGGUCAUCAUGCUCAACUGGUUUGUGAUUGGAGUUGUUAGCCCUCUAUACCAUGUGUUCCUUCCAUAUUAUCUCAAAUCUCAGGGAGCGAAGGUCAGUAGCAGCUCCAAUUAUCUAGUUUGGAGGAACUAUGCCAUCAAUCAAGUCGUUGGUCUGGUUGGUCCUGUCAUUGCUGGAGUUUUGGUUGAAACAAAAUUGUUUGGCCGUCGAGGCACCAUGGCUUUGGGGGCGCUUUUGACUAUGGUCUUGCAGUUUGCAUACACGCAAAUCAAGACUCCAGCCCAAAAUGUUGGCGUGUCUGCUGCCAUAUCUGCUGCGACAAACAUUUACUAUGGAACUAUGUAUGCAUACACUCCAGAGAUUUUGCCAUCAGCACACCGUGCUACUGGGUAUGCCAUCUGUGUGGUGUUCAACCGAAUCGGAGGCAUUGUUGGAGUUAUCGUUGGAAGCUACGCAAAUGUCGAAACAACCACGCCUCUCUUCGUCUGCGCUGCCUUGUUCGCACUUCUCAUCAUCCUCAGCGUGCUAUUGCCUUUCGAGAGUCGCGGAAAGAGAACGCAAUAA